Molecule: messenger RNA, 612 nt
Organism: Helobdella robusta
Lineage: Eukaryota; Metazoa; Annelida; Clitellata; Rhynchobdellida; Glossiphoniidae
Exons: 3
Coding region: 1-612 (203 amino acids)
Source: RefSeq, a predicted model, not a curated record
AUGGAUGUGUUUGUGUUCGAACUGGUUCAACAAAUUGAAGAAUUUAAAGCCAAGGUUGACCAAUGGCAUGAAACAACGAAGAACGCAAUACAACAUGGACCCGCGAAUCCGCUUAACUACAAAAAUGCAUUAAUGAAAAACUUACCUGCACCUACGCAUUCCUCCCAUACCAGACCACCCCAACAACAUCUACUCCUAACCUACAACACGUCGGGCAAACUACAACAACUAUUUUUCCUCGAGGCUUCUCCACGACACAUCAAAACGCACCCUACAACGCCCUUCUGCCGUCGGGCCAUGGAACGACAAGAAUGCCACUUCUGCCGAAUCUACCAACCCAAUAAUACAGCUCCAUCACCCAGGGACUCAAUUCAAAUACAGGAUAAGGCGAAGGUCCUCAAAACAACAAUCAACAACCUGAAAGACAACAUCAACCCACUCAACAAGAACGACACAUUCAACCAAGCAAUAACAAAAAUACUCGACAACACAAACAAUAUAGAUGACAUCAUAAAAAACGAAAUCGAAAUAAUCAAAGCCGUCAUCUCUAACAACAACGACAACAGCAACAACAAUACAAAAAACAACAGAGGUGGACAUGGGUUGGGUUGA